Drosophila rhopaloa is the source of this 562-nucleotide messenger RNA. RefSeq names its product protein dpy-30 homolog. The record is from RefSeq and is a predicted model, not a curated record. The transcript has 2 exons. The coding region runs from base 122 to 418 and encodes 98 amino acids. NCBI's taxonomy places the organism in Eukaryota, Metazoa, Arthropoda, Insecta, Diptera, Drosophilidae. Gene Ontology annotation, cellular component: Set1C/COMPASS complex.
AAAAAUCGGGUAGACACAUUCAUUCUACUAGCAACAUUCAAAGCGCGUAGAUCUAAGUUCGAAUAAUAAACUAAAUAAGAAAAUUUUUAUAAAUAUAUUUCCUAAAUUCACAAGCCCAACCAUGCCUAUGUCUCAUGGGGAUGGAAGCUUCCAGGGCAACGGAGAUCUGGCCAAGAAUGAGUCCACCUCGCAGCAAUCGAUGGGGGAGCCCAAUGCAUUUGCCGCCUGCCAGAAGCCGCGUCCGGAUGCCAAUUCCCUGCCGGUGCGCCAGUACCUCGACCAGACCGUGGCCCCCAUCCUGCUCCAUGGACUGCAGGCUCUAGCCCGCGAUCGUCCAGAUGAUCCGGUCAGCUACCUGGCCACCUAUCUCCUGAAGAACAAGAACCGAACCUUUGACGUCAAUGUGGAUGAAAGUUAACCACCUUUGUCGCACUUAUUUUUUUAACGUUUGUCAAGCACUGCUGUAUGCCGAUUUUCAUUCCCCCAAAUUCACUCUUGUCUUGUAUACAACUUAUCGCUGAUUAAAAAGCUGUGUAACUUACCAGCCACGAUUUCAUGGUGA